GUCUCAAGUAACGUACCAAUUUAAAAUAGCGUGAUAAUUCGGUAAAAUAUCGUUUAGUAAUGCCUGAAGAAAAUAAACCGAUAAAAGUUAAAAUUAUAAGCAUGGGGGAUGAAGAGACGGGGAAGUCCUGUCUGAUCAAACGGUUCUGUGAGAAACGUUUUGUUUCAAAGUACUUACCAACCAUCGGUAUAGACUACGGUGUAUUCAGAACCAAGGUAGAAAACAAAGAGCUGCGCGUUGAUAUAUUUGACAUGUCUGGAAAUCCUUCAUUUUACGACAUUCGAAAUGAGUUUUAUAAAGAUACAAAUGGUGUUAUUUUAACUUUUGACGUAACCAAUAGGAAAACUUUUGAAAAUCUGAUUCGCUGGGUUCGCGAGUUGCAUUUCGAAUCCGGUGAAGCUAAUUCGGUUACAUCUCCAGUCAUAAUUGUCUGUGGUAACAAGGUAAUGCUAUAUUUCUCCAUUAACAUGUUUACUUAAAUUUAUCGAGCUAGUAUCUUCAUAGAUUAAGCGUACUUUACCCUAUUCGAGCGCAAAUGUAUGUCUUGGUUUUUAGGUAGACGAUCUUACAUUUAUUAUGUGAUAUCUAAAGUUGGAAGGCGUUCUGGGUUCGGCUUACAUAAAAGAAUGAUCAGAUCAAAUUUUCGGGAAGUUUCUACGCUUUAUCAAUUUCUCUCUGUUUUCUUAACUUUUAAAUAUCUCCUCACAUCACAAUGUAACUGUCUUGGCCUUCCUUCUCAAGGAAUUCAGUGUGGAUUGGUUGAUAAAGCGCACAGAUCGGUGACGUAUUAUGAAGUUUCUGAAUGGGCAGCAGUACAUCAGUAUCCAUACUUUGAAACAUCAGCACUUACUGGUCACGGAGUCACAGAAGCCUUUAAUACUUUGUUUGAAAGUAUCAUUAAUCCAGACGUAUAUCAAUCUUGUAUAUCAAAUCAAAUGAAAUUGAAUAACUACCCUAAACAAUCCAACAUACCUUCUUCAUUAUCAUCAAAUUCUUCAUUGAAAUCAAAUAAAAAUGAACAAUUUAAAGUGACAUAUCAAAAUCUUUUAGAAAUAAAUCGAAUUAAAAAUGCUAAAAAUAAUUAUGAACGAUUAGGGAUUAGUAUAACAGCUAGUAGCGAAGAAAUUCAAAAAGCAUUUCGUCGUUUAGCUUUUAUUCUACAUCCUGAUAAAAAUAAUACACCAGGAAGUGAAGAAGCAUUCAAAAUAUUAGUAAAAGCAAAAGAUUCUUUACUCUCAUUAUCAAAUGGAUCCGGUUGGUUCACUUCUAAAUUUUAAUCGUAGCAGUUAUUUUGUUUCCCUACAAUAAUUUGUCAUUAUUGACAAUAAUAAACUGUGAUACUACUUGUGAGUUAUAUCCUUUCUAUGGAUUAUACGUAGAUUUGUAUAUUUUAUUAUAAAAUAUAAACUACUUAUAAGUAGAACAAUUUAUUUUACUAAAUAUUUAAUCCACGAUUUGUGUUCAAACUCUUGAUGUACGUGUUGUACGUGAAUGAAGUCUAUUUGGUAAACUGAAUAUCAAUAAUAUUUAUUCGUAGAUUUUCAACUUCAUACUCAUUUAGAGAUUUGUAUCUGCAUUACAUAUUCUAAAGUAUUAGUUUAAUUUUAC
This is a messenger RNA of Schistosoma rodhaini, 1608 nucleotides long. Lineage: Eukaryota; Metazoa; Platyhelminthes; Trematoda; Strigeidida; Schistosomatidae. The record is from the annotation of a GenBank genome assembly.